GGAAGCAUUGCUAAGUGUACCAGAAGUCCAGAAGCUUUCAGAAGGCAGUAAUCGAGUGUUUUAUUUCGUUUCGGCUGUGAUCUAGUGACUUUUGGUACCUGCUACUAGAAGAGGCUGUGUCUACAUUACAAAGCAUGCCUCGGCAAGCGGAGAACAAAAUGCUGCAAAUCUGCCUCCCCACCCCCACCUCUACCUCCAUGUAACUCCGAUCUGUCUGUAGUACCCCUCCCGAUGGGAUGGACUCAACAAAAAGUGAAUGGAAAACACACGUUUUGUAAGCUAUCUCAAGCAGUGUCUUGUAGCAGUGCCUCUCCAAUGGCUGUUAGUCACAGUUUGAAUGUAUUUGAUGAUUUUUCCUGGGUUCUUUAUGUUUAUAAAAACCAGAUGGACCCAAGCAAAUGUGAUGCAUUGAAGGAAUUUCCCUCACAGCUGAUGCCAGACCGAGUCCCUGAUUUAUUAAAGGCAUUGGACUGCUUGCCUAUUUGUGCUGGCCAACCAGACAGUAACUUUAUUGAAAUGAUCCGAGCAAAGAAAGGGAAAAUAAUGUCUAGCCAUGGUGAAAGUGUGGCCUUCCUUGAUAGCUCCCCAAUUGAACUAAAUGGAACCACUUAUUUGGAGACAAUCCGCACAUCCAAGUGCCAAAUUAUUGGCCAUUUUACGAAGUGUGAUGAUUGCAAACGGUACAGAGACAAUCUCCGUGGGAUAUAUAGUCGAUGGACCAAAAAAUUCUCUGUGAAUAUAUCUGCAUCUAUCUGCAUCCAGUCAUAUCAAUGAGCGAUACUUAGACACGCCACAGAAAACAAGAAAGAUCUCGAAGUUACGAAACAAAGUUCGGUCAACCACGGAACAAGUAAGGAAGCUUAGAGAGAAAAUAAAAGAGAUGAGUGAAAGGUUCGGAGAAACUAUUGAUGAUGGACUGCACUCAGAUCUUACUAGUAUCAUGAAGGAUAACCAAGAGCGAAUUAAUCAUGUUUACACUGAAGGAAGUUUUGCUCGGCUGUUUUGGGAGGAGCAGUUCAAGGCAGCAUCAUUGGCAGACGCAAAGCAAAUGCGAUGGCAUCCUGCCAUGAUAAAGUGGUGUUUGAAUUUAUCGUUGAUGUCUGGCUGUUCUUAUCGGGCGAUGAGGAGUAGUGGAUUUAUAAAGCUCCCUUCAGAAAGAACCCUAAGGGACUACACCAACUACAACCUGUGCCAGGACAUGUGGCAUGCUCGGUACGAUCGGGUCAUGACAAUGUAGCUAUUCUGCAUCAUUCCUGUCCAAUCACCAGUAAGUGUCAUUGCGCCCCCACUGGGCUCUGUUCCGAUUUAUAAAUGUUCCGAUUUAUAAAUCCCCUACGCCAACUACUUUGAAAUAAAGACCGGGUUCCAAGAUGAAGUAGAUGAGCAACUCACUCAAGAAAUUUCUUUGCUUCGUUUACCUGAAAACAGGAAGUUUUUUUGUAUCUUGUUAGAUGAAAUGAAGAUUAAGGAAGGAUUGGUGUUCAACAAGUACUCGGGAAAGAUCAUUGGUUUCACACAACUGGGAACUAUAAAUGACGACCUGCUUCGACUAGAACAAGAAGAACAUCCCCCUUUUGCGAAGUAUGUCCUUGCAAUAAUGGUGCGUGGAACAUUGCUAGAAUUUCCAAAUGCUCACUUUGGUACAAGGGGAAUCACAGCUGACUUGAUGUUCCCUAUUAUCGAUGAAGCCCUGUAUUGCUUAGAAUCCAGAGGGAUUAAAAUCAUCUCAAUUACUGCGGAUGGUGCAAGUCCUAACAGAAAACUGUUCAAUAAAAAUUAUGUUUAACAUUGAUAAGUCUGCAGUAUCAUACAAAGCUCCUAAUCCAUACUCAUGUGAUGGCCAAAGAUCUCUUUUCUUCUUUGUUGACCCACCUCAUUUGAUCAAGACAGUCCGCAACUGUUGGUCUAAAUCAGGAAUAACUGGGACUCGCCACAUGGUGAUCAAUGGGCAGUUCAUCGAGUGGAAGCAACUGUGGACUGUUUAUGACAAAGUAUCUGGGAUGGCAGCCACCUCCCGGGGUAUAUCAAUUCUCCCCAAGCUGAAGUUUGAACAUCUAAAGCUUACAUCGUUUUCUCGUAUGAGGGUUGAUCUAGCUGCUCAAGUGUUGAGCCAGAGUGUUGCGAGUGCGUUCUCAUACUAUAACGAUCCCUCUACUACUGAGACUCAAAAGUUUGUGUCAUACUUUGACAAGUUUUUUGACUGCAUGAAUGUCAGAAGUACCACAGAAUGGCGGAAAAAAAAGAAACCUAAUUUGAAGCCUUACACAUCUAUUGAAGAUGAACGGCUUGAGUGGCUACAAUCUGAAUUUUUGAAGUACCUUAAAGAUUCUGUGAAAGACACAGAUCUCAGAGCCCAAGAUCAGAACAAGAUGAUGUUGUCAAGGGAAACCAUGGAAGGCCUUCAAAUUACUGUUAAGUCUUUUGUCGAGAUGACGAAGUAUAUCUUGUCAGAAACGUCUACAGAAAAUUCUGAAUCAUUGUACUUUUUGAGCGAGAGAAUAUCACAAGACCCAAUUGAGAACUACUUUGGGAAACAGAGAGCCCGAGGAAGGAGAAAUGAAAACCCAUGAAAACCCAUGCAUCAAUGUGUCCCAUGCAUCAAUGUGUACAUAAUGCUGCAGCACUUAGAGUGCAAAAAUCCUUGGCCUUAGCCUUAGAUCCUAUCCGUGGCAACUGUAGGCGAAAGAGACUGAACUACAGUGAUAACACUAGAUGAUACACCCUUACCUAAACGUAAACGUAAAUAGUAAAAAAAAAAAAUCGAUUUUAAAAUUAAGUGCCACUAAUACUUUUACGUAAGCCAGUUGAUUUUUGUAUUGUCUUUUUCUCUUUUCGUUUGUAAGUGAAAAUCCUCUGACAGUUACCCAUAAGUUCACAAUUUCUUGAAGUAACUCUUGAGCAUGAUCGGGGGGGUUGUCAAUCUCCUGUGAUAACAGGGUCCAGUAAAAUUGGAUUUCAUCAUUAUCAACCACUUUGCUGUGAACAUUUUUUUUAAAACUUUGUUUGUCAGCAGUAGAGCUCAAAACAUGUUUGGGCAAGUAAUACCGCACACAUUUUUCAAUCUCUAUAAACAUUGCGAAAGAGUUAUCGUUUAAUGGGAAGAGUCCUCCUCGGUUUACAAUAGCAAACCAUUACAAUAGCGAACCAUUUCUCUGUGUAUGACAGUACACUUUCUCCUUCACCUGCAACAGCCAUAUCACCCAGACAGGUUAUGAAUUGAAAUAACUUUGCCUCUUUCUUCUUUCGUCUUUCGAAUUUCUUUAGCAAAGAGUGGGCUACAUAUCCACGUGCAUAUCUUAAGGCAUUAAGUUCAUCACUAGUCAGGAUGACUUGUAUUUCAGAUUGCUCCACUUUAGGAGCUAAAGCUGUGAAAUACUUGCAUACACAGUCAUCAAACACCCUUCGGAAUAAUUAUUUGCUGCAUCAAUAACCAGUCACCUUCUUCGCUCAAUUCCAGUUGGUUUUUAGUAUUCCACUACUCUGAACACGCAAUUCAUGAAAGGUUGUCCAUAAUUUAGUUCUCUGUCCACUUUUAGCCUUAUACCUGCCUGCAGUAGCCUGUAUGUUCUCUUGUAACCAUGAAACUAGAUUAUCACAAAAAUGGUCGAAGUCCUCCUGCCCUUUCUCUCUGUCACAACUCCUCUCAAGUAUUUGCUCUCCAAGAUGCUUUAACUUGAGACCACGAUCACCACUUGAAGGGGCCUCACUAACAAUUGCAGUUAUAUUGCUGCGUACUAUUCCACUGGCCAUUGGUACUGCUUCUGUUUAUACUAGCUAGCCAUGUUUGUUGACCGAAACGCGGAUCGUCAAUGCCCUUUACAUUGCGUUACCCAUCCCUCUCCCUCUCUUAUAUCUAUGAUUAAAUUGAGACAAUGGAGAAGGACCCUUUGCUCGAGACUUAACUGCUAUGAGGCUGAACAUAUUAAUCAUUUGGCUGUGGUGAUCGCUCCUAAUGUCCCCUCUUGUCUUGUCGACGUUGUCACCUACAAACUUGAACAAGUCACCAUCAUCGAUCCACUUCUUGAGUGGGGUCCCACUGAUUUGUGUGACCAGCCCGAGUACCGCAGUGUAACUGAGCGUUACAUUCAGGUGAUUUAGCCGAGUGUACACCUGGGAAUAUUAAACUCUAUCUCUGUACACGUAUGUAACCCUGCGUAUCAAAAUUAAGGCCCCAGCAAUGAUUCUAUCAAUGAUUCUAUUUUCAGUACUUGCUGUUACAAUUAUACACUAUACACACAUACAUUUGUAUACUUCAUUUACAUGUGUAAUUGCAUAUACACUAACUAUCCCACUCUGUGCACGCAUGCACACACACACACAAAAACACAAACACACACACACACACACCUUUCUGUUGACUCUAGAUGAUAAGAGCACGAGUGACAGGAACGUUUAGAGUCCACUCAUUUCCCUAUUCCGCUCCUUAAGUAAGACACUGAUAGCCAUGCAGAUGUCGGGGUGGUCCUUUCUUUGUCUUAUUUCUGUGGUCUGACCUGCUAACAAGGAAUACCAUCAGCUUCAGGAGAUUUGGAGCCUUCUCUCGCAGCUCAUCAAUGCACCUCUCACAGGAGAAGGAGGAAUCAACUGUGUCCAGAGGGAACUUCCGGAACAGGGAAGGGACAUCACCGGACUUUCUACACAGAGCAACAGAGCAGCACAUUCAUCAUUAAGGAGACUGAUAAACUUCUCUAAGAGCAACUCUCUCAACUCUGACACGGAAAAUACAGCUCUGGCGAUGGACGGAAGGUGACCACCUGCCAGUACUUGUGCAACCUUCCUCAGGCUGCUGUCAACAGUCUUCGUGACUGAUUUGCUUACUGGGCGACACUGUGUUAAUUGAGUCAACUGAUCUGGAAUCUGGCUCCUUUCUACAUGUCAUCAACCACUAAGAAAAUAACAGCUGACGAUUAAGUAAACUACAAUCACAAGUGUCUCACAAGGUGUAAAGGCAAGUCUCCUCCCAGGAACUCCACCGGUGGAUCGUUUUGAAGCUCAAGAAGAUUCGUUCUUCCAGAAAGAUCGCUGCUGCAACAAUUGCAUCACUCAUUUCACUCUCACUGCAAUUGCAUGUUCGCUUGAAAAUAAAAUAAGUUGGUGUCACUUGAACCUCAGUGUCGAUGCUCGAAACAAUACAAUGGUGUAUGUGUAUAAAAUAGUGUAUGUGUGUAUGUCCUUGUAUAUAAUAUUUGUGUGAUUUGUGUGGAUGUAUUUAAUAUCAAUCUUGAGUUAAAAUUCAUGCAUCUUUCAUCUUAUUUGUGGCGUAAUAUGACGUCCCCCGUCCAUUCCUCUUACCUGUUAUUCUAACUGUAUAG
This is a messenger RNA of Halichondria panicea, 5312 nucleotides long. RefSeq lists its product as uncharacterized. Bases 1740 to 2570 code for a protein of 276 amino acids. The record is from RefSeq and is a predicted model, not a curated record. NCBI's taxonomy places the organism in Eukaryota, Metazoa, Porifera, Demospongiae, Suberitida, Halichondriidae. The transcript is spliced from 7 exons.